AUGUAUCUAAGCGUUCUCGAAGUUGGGCCUAUUCCAUUUCUGUUAUGGACACAUUUGCUGUUUGAGUAUGCUUCUGCAGGGGCGCUUCAUGCUAGAGCAGGCGUGGCGACGGGGAGCUACGAUAUAUCCUCUCAAUCCGGGGUACGAUCGCUCUCAGAACCUACUCAGUCAAUCCCCGCCGAGACUGUUUCUAGUGAUGGCAGGAGUAAUUUCCUGACAUCGUACGCAUCUUCUGGGUCGACUCGCCCUGUAUCAACAGGGGCCGUUUCAUCACAGGGUACUAUGGGUGCUUCAACCACCGAGAGCCCUCGGUCCAUAUCUUAUUCUGACCUAGCUUCUUCCCUCUCACAAGCCACUGAAGCAACUUCCUUGUACUUGGCUUCAUCAUCGAAAGACGUGCUCGAAACGAGUGGUCUUAGCGGACCUUUGCAAACUCGAACGGCAGAUGCCAGCUCAUCUCGUCCAGAUACAACUUCUGCUCUGUCAUCCUCUCCUACUAAAAGCAUUUCAGGAGAUACGAGCACAACUCGGUCCAGCGAAACAGCUUCAGCCGAAAGCGGCGCUGAGAGCAGUCCCCUCUUCUCAAGUGAAAUAUUAAGCUCAAUGAUUCCUCAAUCCUCGGGCCACAUUAAUACUCAAACUAGUACUCAACCUACAACUCGAAGUUCAGCUGAAACUGACGUUAGCACCCAGUCAACAGAGGAGAGCCAAACUUCGUCUCCUAUAGGAAUAACUUCGGGGCAGGAGAGCUCGACCGAAGCUGGCGCUAGCGCUCAGUUAACGGAGGAGAGCCAAACUUCGUCUCCUACAAGAACAACUUCGGGGCAGGAGAGCUCGACCGAGGCUGGCGCUAGCGCUCAGUCAACGGAGGAGAGCCAAACUUCGUCUCCUACAAGAACAACGUCUGGUCAGGAGAGCUCGACCGAGGCUGGCGCUAGCGCUCAGUCAACGGAGGAGAGCCAAACUUCGUCUCCUAUAGGAAUAACUUCGGGGCAGGAGAGCUCGACCGAGGCUGGCGCUAGCGCUCAGUCAACGGAGGAGAGCCAAACUUCGUCUCCUACAAGAACAACUUCGGGGCAGGAGAGCUCGACCGAGGCUGGCGCUAGCGCUCAGUCAACGGAGGAGAGCCAAACUUCGUCUCCUAUAGGAAUAACUUCAGGACAGGAGAGCUCGACCGAGGCUGGCGCUAGCGCUCAGUCAACGGAGGAGAGCCAAACUUCGUCUCCUAUAGGAAUAACUUCGGGGCAGGAGAGCUCGACCGAGGCUGGCGCUAGCGCUCAGUCAACGGAGGAGAGCCAAACUUCGUCUCCUACAAGAACAACUUCGGGGCAGGAGAGCUCGACCGAGGCUGGCGCUAGCGCUCAGUCAACGGAGGAGAGCCAAACUUCGUCUCCUACAAGAACAACUUCGGGGCAGGAGAGCUCGACCGAGGCUGGCGCUAGCGCUCAGUCAACGGAGGAGAGCCAAACUUCGUCUCCUAUAGGAAUAACUUCAGGACAGGAGAGCUCGACCGAGGCUGGCGCUAGAGCUCAGUCAACGGAGGAGAGCCAAACUUCGUCUCCUACAAGAACAACGUCUGGUCAGGAGAGCUCGACCAAAGCUGGCACUAGUUCCCAGUCCGCACUUGGGACUUCAGUACAUUCGACCACAGGAUCGCCAUUGGGUGGCGCGAACUCUUAUUCUCAGAGCUCUUAUUCAGUGCCAAGAAGUUCUGACGAAUCUUACCCUUUGUCCCAGUAUAAUCCAUCCUCAACAAGCAUCUUUACAUCUGAACCUUAUGGUACGGCGGCAACAACUCUCUCCGAUGGCGAGCCAGAGACAAUAACAUCAAGUUUUAUUUCUGCUCGGCCUACAAGUACGGUGCCUUCCCCUUCGAUAACUACUUUUAUUUCCAGCACCACCACUGGUUCACCACUCCCCUCCGGGACUUUUAAUUCGGCCUCAACCUCACAGGUCGUGACACGAAGCCCUGAAGGGAGUUCAAUACCAGAAACUUCAAGCUCAUCAACAAUGAGUAGUACUUCCCAACCGAGUAGAUUAAGCUUUCGUACAGAAGACAUGACUACAAUGCUAGGGUUUUCAAGCGGAACUUCGGAGCACUUAUCGAGUUCUCGCACAGCAGGGGUGCCUACCGACUCAGGAUCUUCAAGCAACCCAGGCGCUUCAACAUCAAGUCCAAACGACCAGACGAGUAUCAACUCACAGCCCGUGACAGCAACUUCACCCCAGCCCUCCUAUACAAGCUUGUCCCCAACUUAUGAAUCAAGGUCCGCCCAAACCAUGACUUCCGGAGCCUUGACGAGCGUCCCUGGCGAAGUUUUGCCUUCGUCUUUGAGUGCUUCCUCUGCACCACUCACGGAGACCCCGGUGCCAGGGAGAACAGAUUUCUCGCAAGUCACAUCCUUGUAUUCCUCUGUCAUGCACUCAAACGAGAAUCCAGGUAGAUCCGGGAAUUUAGUAACCUCUUCGGCCGCUCCAGAAGUGGGCACAACAAGCAGCUUAUCAUUCAUCACAUCAGCUUAUUCUGAAAUAAGUGUUAGCUCUUCGGGACCAGCUGCUAUAUCGGCAACUCCCUCAAGAGUGCCUGGAAGUAUCUCUUCAUCUCAGACGCCUUCUCCCUCCGAGCCAGUUGUCUUAAUGACCAGCCAGAGUUCUCAAAAAUCUCAAACGACAGCGCAACCUUCUGCCGGUGUUUCUGCUUCUCAAGUAUUUUUAACGAGCUCCCUCAGUCAGAUGAGCUCUGCUAUGUCAGCAGAUAGUCUUCAGAUUACUACGCGCUUGUCAGCUAGCAAUACAGCUAGCAAUACAGCUAGCAAUACAGCUAGCCCUUCGCUCUCUGAAACCUCAGAAUUAAGGGGCACCACAUCAAGAGUUACAGCUACCACUGGAUCAGUAUCCGAAGCAUCUUCCUCUUCGCUAUCGCACGUUGGGAUAGAGAGCGGUAGUACCCUAGUAAUUCAGCCAAUGAGCUCUUCACAGAUUGAGAGAACUUUCACAACCUCAUCAGCAGCGACCUCUAGCAUACCUCAAGCCUCUGGUGAAGUUUCUAAACUCUCUUCCAUCCUAAUAUCAAGCAGCCGCUACAAGCCCACUGGUUCCACAUCAGAUGCUACUAGAGCUUCGGGAACAACUGCCUUUUUUUCUAGCUCUAGAAGUUAUACAAUAGCAGCCUCAACCGUGUCUGCUCAAAGCACAAUUUCCACAGGGUCUAUGGGAACCUCAGAAAAUCUCAUUUCAACUGUCUCGUCGCCAUCAAGCUCAUUUGAAGCUAGCGUUAAGUUGACAUCCAUUUCUCACGGAAGCUCACAAAGCUUAACUCGCCUUCAUUCAAGCAAAACUCCCGUGCCGGGAUCUUCCACACCAACUGGCGCCUUGCGCAGCUCCUAUGUUGAAUCUAGUGCCAGCAAUUUCGUCGCUUAUACUACAUCAUCUUCUACUUCACCCGGCCUGCAAACGACGUCAAGCGGGUCUCGGCUGCCUGAAGCCGAGUCCACAAGCACAAAAACUCAAGCAAGCCGCUUUUCGCAAAAUUCACAACAUCCAGAGUCUCUAACCACAGCCUUCCAGCCUAUCAGCUCCCAGUCUGAGAGCUUUGGAAGUGUUCAGCCGUCAAGAACACCAUCCUUGGCAACGGUCUUGGCACCGAGCAGUACUAAUUCAGAGGGCUCUACAAGCAUGGAUUGGCUACCAUCGAAUAUUGUGACUGCAUCCUACACAGGGAGUGCGCAUACGCAAUCAUCUUUCGAUGCUGACGCUACCGCUACACUCCCCCAAGCUAUCAUGCCGCCGACCCCCGUUACAAUGCCACCAAACUAUUCGCAAAUCACCAUAGGGUUCAAAGAGUCAUUGAAUUAUCCGUUUUUGAUCGAAAAUCCGCUUGCUUCUGCUCAGAUUUUUGGGUUCUUGCCAGAGAUAUUGAGGUAUCCUUUUUCUGUGCGGGCUUCUCGCUCAAAUUCAUCUACCAGUAGCGUGAAGCGAGAUUUGGUGGGAGAUUCUGGCAACCUAUUGCUGGAUAAUAGCACGUUGAUUCUGGAUAAACUUAAUUGGAAAACUUCUAUUAUGAACUCUCUCUCUAGCAAUGUGAGUGUAUCUCGAAACGGUAGUCACAACGCAUUCCGGGCAAAUUUUUCCGGAGUUGCCGUGAGUUCAAUAGUACCGUUGAUCGUGUCUGGAAACGAUUACAUCACCUCUGUGGCCGUAGUUUAUUUCCCAACGGAAGCAGUUGAGGUUCUUCAAAAAAUGAUCAUUAACGGCGCAUCGCGCAUUUAUAAGAACCCUGACCAAUCCUUACGGGAUAUGGCACUACUAAUUGACUCCAAAAUCCCAAUAACAGGUAUCAUAAGCAGUGACGGUUCGGGCCAGGGUAGCGGUUCGUCCGGAGGUUCUGGAUCAUCCAGUGGCUCCGAUGGAACGGGUUCAAGUGGCUCAAGUUCGGAGUCGGACUAUGAGGAUGUUAAAAAUGACAAUUCCGGCACCCUUGACGGGUACAAAAAUUUUCAAGUUAAGUUCUUCACUACCAAGAGGCUUGUUAUUUUUCUACCAGUGUUCAUAGUCGCUGUCACAAUGUGGAUUUCACUAGGACUUCUUUUUUUUGGAAGCUUAUUCAGAAAAGGCUCGCUGCAGGGUAUGGCAGGUAAUUUGGAGAAGAAGUGGAAUACUGACCAAAAAACGCUCGAUAAUUACUUUGGAAUCACUGAAUUCAUUGGAAAAAGGCAAUCUGCUGACCUUGAAAAGAAUCUAGCUGGAUCAUUUCAUAAUGAUGAAAGUAGCUCUGACGCUUUUGAUGAUGAUGAUUUACUUGCCGUUGGUAAUGGGAUGUUUUUCAGUAAGAGUACAGGUCUAACUUACCACGUUGAUCGCGAGGGGAAUUUCUUUUAUGCCGGUACUGCAAACAAGGCUGUUCUGCCACUGAAAUCAAAGUCUACUUCCAAACUUGAAGCUUCAAAUAUGGUUCCCAAUGGAGAAUCUGACCCUAAAAAUGAGGCAAACGAAGCAAACGAAGCAAAAGAAGAAGGCGAAGAAAACGAAGAAAGAAAAGAAAACGAAGAAAAGCCUUGCUCAAACGGUGAAUUCCGGGACGAUGCAGAAGUCGAGGAAUUUGAUGUUGAUGAGGAUGGAAAUGUUGAGCUCUCAGUUUCAGACCUGGAACGUUUAUCCCUUGACGAACACAAUUCAGACACAAUUGAAAGUUACAACAACCAGCAGUAUUACAAGAUGAAGCAGCUGCUUCAAAAUUUAAACAAUGAUGACAUCGAGGGCGCUUUUAGCACAGAAAAUGAGGGUGCUGCUGGAAACAUUUCCAGUACUGGAAACGAGUCCAAACUUAUGCCACUUUCAAGCGAGAGCUCGAAGUUACUUGUGCAGCUAUCAACAGAUGAUGAUAAUUUGGAGGAGUACUUUUACAGCGAAGAAGCUCAACUUGAGGGGAUUGGCAAAACAACUAGUCCACAGCCAGAGCCCGAAUCGGAAGAUAAUGAUGAUGUUGAAGAUUUUAAUAUCGAUUCGGAUUCAGAAGAGGAAGGUGAAGAUGUGAAUGAUGUCCACGUUGGAGAAUUUGAUGAGUUAGAUGAAGUGAUGUAUCGCCGCUUUUCUAGCGCCAGCGGUUUGACGAGAUUCCAGGGGGGGAGCUCAAGUUCCAACACCUUCAUAAGCUUGAUGCAGCAACGUAAUUCAAACAUGCUGCCUUUUAGCACUCACGCAUUGGGCUCAACAUCUUCGGAGGGCUACCACGAAAUAACAGCUUCUGAUGGACUACAAACUGACUCCUCAAAUUUUGCGAGUCAAAGCAGCCCCGAAGACCCCGUCGAAUUGCUUGGCAGCAAGCCCCCAAUGUCUGCGUCGCAUACGAAGUCUGCACCCAAGAGACCCAAUAGGCCAUCAUCCAUAAUUAGCCUGGAGAAAGAUAGCAUCAUAGGACAAGCGCAUUCGAAAGCAGCGUUGAACACAGUCAGGAGACCAAAAAUACAACCGCAUCAAAAACCCUCAAAUCCUCGAGAGACGGCUGGUCCGCCUUCGAGACAUGAAACGAUUGCUGUUGAAAGAACUCAAAAUAUAAAGAUAUCGAAAAAGGAAAAGUCGAGAAGGUCAAGCUUCCGGAAAUCUGUGGCAGAGACACUUCAUAGUGCAAACGUAUUCAGCGGGAGUACUCGCGGAAGGUCAUCAACUUUGAACGACGUCGGUCCACGAGGCCACACUCGAGAAGAGCUUAAUAAGAUCAGAAUUUCAGGACCUAUCUAUUCGGAAAAUUCUCUCGGAUGA
This is a messenger RNA of Lachancea thermotolerans CBS 6340, 6258 nucleotides long. It is a transcript of the gene HKR1, whose product is annotated as Hkr1p. Lineage: Eukaryota; Fungi; Ascomycota; Saccharomycetes; Saccharomycetales; Saccharomycetaceae. The transcript has a single exon. Gene Ontology annotation, biological process: signal transduction involved in filamentous growth; osmosensory signaling pathway via Sho1 osmosensor; hyperosmotic response. Gene Ontology annotation, molecular function: osmosensor activity. Bases 1 to 6258 code for a protein of 2085 amino acids. Gene Ontology annotation, cellular component: cell surface; site of polarized growth; plasma membrane. The record is from RefSeq and is a predicted model, not a curated record.